UCUUGUAUUCUUUUUAGUGACGUAGUGUUGAUAAUAUAUAAUGCCAAUAAUAAUAUACCGGCAGUAAUAAUAUUGAAUAUUCAAUAAUAUUAUAUUAUUAUAAUAAUUAUUAAAAAUAUUUUGAAAAUUAGAAGAAAUUUUUACGCCGCUUAUUGUUAUCUCGUACGUAUCUGUUGUGGGGCGGAUAUACGCGUUUCUGAACCUUAAAAAACUGAAUUUUAGAGUUGUGUGAAAAAGAAUAAAAAACAACAAUCAAAAUUAUACACAUAUAUACAUUGUAAGACUCGCCAAUUUCAUAAAAUUUUACGAACGAACACUUGUCACUUGAGGAUAACUUUAAACUUAAAAGCGUAUUAUAAACAUUUGGAUUUUGUGAUGUUGCAGUCAUUCUACGAAUUGCCCUUCCAUCUGCUCGUUCCGCCAAACUUAAAAUUGAGAUUCCAAUUACCAAAGCCAUCACCCUUUUUUAUUUUUAGCUGGAUACUUGUUUCAUAUUUUCUUGUAACCGGAGGUAUUAUAUAUGAUGUUAUUGUGGAGCCGCCUAGCGUUGGUGCUACAGUUGACGAAAACGGUCAUUCGCGCCCCGUGGCUUUUAUGCCAUAUCGUGUAAAUGGUCAAUAUAUUAUGGAAGGAUUAGCGAGUAGUUUUCUAUUCACAAUUGGCGGUAUUGGAUUUAUAAUUAUGGAUGUGAGCUCCAACGCCCUUGGAAAAACAAAGCUAAAUAGAUUGUUGUUGUCAUCAAUGGGAUUCAUAUUUAUCUUGGUGUCAUUCUUUACUACUUGGCUCUUUAUGCGUAUGAAGCUUCCAAGCUAUUUACAACCUUAAGUGAACCUUUUCAGUAUUUUCGAAAAAUUAAAAUAUAAUACUAUCUUGAAUAUCUCUAAAUAUAUUCCAUAUAAUGUUUUCAAAA
Messenger RNA from Musca domestica (house fly), 910 nucleotides. Its product is annotated as putative oligosaccharyltransferase complex subunit CG9662. Lineage: Eukaryota; Metazoa; Arthropoda; Insecta; Diptera; Muscidae. The record is from RefSeq and is a predicted model, not a curated record. The transcript is spliced from 2 exons. The coding region runs from base 376 to 825 and encodes 149 amino acids. Gene Ontology annotation, cellular component: oligosaccharyltransferase complex.